UUGCUUUGUGCUCUGGUUCCGGAGGAUAUAAUCACUAGUGUGACUGUAAAACAGCGCAGACUGCAUUGUACUGAAGACGUUUAACGAAGAUUUACAACGGUAUCAUGAGUAAUAUCGCGAUGCUUUCAUCCGUUGUUUGUGUGUCUGUUGGAUAAAGAAAAUAUAUAAUUUUAGUGUGAAUGAAGCCAAGAGCAAGACGUUGCUGCGGAAAAGAGAAAAACUGUGUUUCUUUCGUCAGCAGAUGUGUCGUGUUCCGUUCGCAUGUAUGUUAUGAUUUUGAAGUAAUGUGAUGUUUGGCUCGAGCGGGAGAAUCGCUGUGGCGCUGAUUGUGGCGCUCGUCAGUGUGUUUAUAUUCUGUGAAUAUGUGAUUUAUUUUCCUGUUAUUUUGCGAUGCGCUUGGCCUCACAUCGAGACUGAUUCAGAUUCUGCUGUCCGUGCGUUAUUUCUAUCUGAUACUCAUUUACUAGGGGCCAUCAGAGGACACUGGCUCGACAAACUCAGAAGAGAGUGGCAGAUGGAAAGAGCAUUCCAGACAUCUCUAUGGCUUCUAAAACCUAAAGUUGUCUUCAUUUUAGGAGAUGUGUUUGAUGAGGGCAAGUGGAGCUCAGCUGAGGACUGGGAAGAUGACGUCAGGCGUUUUAAAUGGAUCUUUCGUCAUCCCAGGGACACUGAGCUUGUGGUUCUUAUCGGGAAUCAUGACAUCGGCUUCCAUUACGAAAUGACACAGCAGAAGUUGGAGCGGUUUGAGCGAGUGUUUAAUGUGACAUCAGCUCAGAUCCUCACCAUUAGUGGAGUCAAUUUCUUGAUGGUGAACAGUGUUGCAUUGCAUGGUGAUCACUGCCCCAUUUGUCAACGUGUGGAGAGUCAAUUACACAAACUCUCACACUCUCUUAACUGCUCCAUUCAGGGCGCACAACAUGAUGGCCAGUGCAAGAACGCAGAAAGUUUUGUCCCAACAGCACCUGUUCUACUACAGCAUUACCCAUUGUAUAGAGAGAGCGAUGCCAUGUGUACAGGUGUAGACGCAGCCCCUCUGAAUGAACGACAUCAGCUGUUUCAGGAGCGAUAUGAUGUAAUUUCUCAGGAUGCAUCCAAAAAACUCCUGUGGUGGUUCAAGCCCCGUCUCAUUCUGAGUGGCCACACCCACAGCGGCUGUGAGAUUCUGCAUGAGCAGCGAUACCUUGAGAUCAGUGUCCCAUCUUUCAGCUGGAGGAACCGCAACAACCCCAGCUUCAUCCUGGGCACGUUCUCCAGGUUUGACUUCAGCUUGUCGAAAUGUUUUCUGCCGGAGGAGAGGAGUGUACUGACACUGUACUGCUGCAGCACUCUGAUCAUCACACUGAUAACCCUCACACAGUUCCGUCUGUUCACAAGAGCACUGCAGCUGACAAAUAGCAUACUGGGAAAGCACAAGACUUUGUGACCACUGGUGUAGCUACGGGUGGGCUUGAGUGCCACUUAUUGGCUUUCAGGCCCACCCAAUCAUUGUCUCAUGACUCUGUUCCCCUAUCAACCAAUAGCUUACUGGCCUCAUAUGAACCGCUAACAUCAGAGUCUGUCUGGAGGGAUAAUGUAAACACCAAAGCUUUCAAAACAACAGCAGCUCAAAAAAUAAAACCAGAUUGCUCUCACAAAGCUACUGUAAAACACCCGAUGCAACAAUGAGACAUGCAUGCAGCUGCUUACAACAACUUUUUUUUUUACAGAUGUCAUAUAUUUUAAUUGAUUGCUAUUAUUUAAUUUGUUUAUAUUUAAAAAUCUUCUGACCUGUUCAUCAAAACCAGAUCGAGUUGACAUUAGUUACUGAAUAUAGGCUACUUUGAUGCAGUCUUUGAGAGCAUAUUAACAUCCAGCAAACGCUUGUGAUGGCAUUCGCUGAAAUGCUGAAAUAGGAGUUUUAUCAUGCAAAAAAAAAAAAAAAAAAAAAUCUAUGUUUUCAAAACUCCUAAAACUCCAGCUUCAUAAUUUUCCUCGUUCGUCUAAAAUAAAAUUUGUCCAAAUAACAUAUGCAUGACUUUAUUGCUGUGAAUUUUAUUUGUCGCUUUGCAGCACUUCCCUGCUUUAACAAGUGUACAGUUGUGACGCAGUGACAUAAGAUAUUAAAAACAACUGGCAGUAAACCAUAGCAGAGACAUAGGGACAAUACCCAAGCCAUUUCCAUCAUUUUCAUCCAUCCAAAGAUACCAGCAAAUUGUGCUGGAAAAAAAGAUGACCAAAUGGUUCAUUGUGUUUAAAAUAUCCAUUCUGAUUUCAAAUUUAAAGAAAUGUCUACAGUAAAUCCCCUGAAUCCUACUAUUGGCCUAAUAAUCAGUAUCUGUUCCAAUGUUCCAUAUUAUGCAUGUAAAAAAAAUAAAAAUAAAAUAUAUGUAUAUAAUAUGUGGGGCCAAACGGGAAAUAAAUCAAAUCUGAAUAUAUACUUGUAAUUCCAAAUAAAUAAAUAUAACUCAGAUUUUGUAGUAUAUAGCCCCUGGAAACAAACAGCUAAACGUUAAAAAAAAAAAAUUACAUUUAUAUAUCUCAUGCAAUUGAUAAUUUCUUUUGGCCCACACACCCAAAAGUUUCUGGCUACGCUACAAUUUGUGAACCCUGAGUACAGAGUUGUCACUGAAUGAUCAAACGGAAGCCACCACAGCUCAUGUGCUGAGCUUCAGUGAUUUUACUGGUUAAAUGGACUUUCAGUCUUAAUUCUAAAUCAGUAUUCAACAAAUAUGUCCAGUGUGUGAGAUAGAAAGUUUAAUACUAUAUGCCAUUUCUUUCUAUAAAUAAAUGUGUUUGUGAAAUUAUCAGUA
This is a messenger RNA of Myxocyprinus asiaticus (Chinese sucker), 2789 nucleotides long. It is a transcript of the gene mppe1, whose product is annotated as metallophosphoesterase 1. The record is from RefSeq and is a predicted model, not a curated record. Gene Ontology annotation, molecular function: phosphoric diester hydrolase activity. NCBI's taxonomy places the organism in Eukaryota, Metazoa, Chordata, Actinopteri, Cypriniformes, Catostomidae. Gene Ontology annotation, cellular component: endoplasmic reticulum-Golgi intermediate compartment. The transcript has 9 exons. Bases 290 to 1423 code for a protein of 377 amino acids. Gene Ontology annotation, biological process: endoplasmic reticulum to Golgi vesicle-mediated transport; GPI anchor biosynthetic process.